AUGCCACUUCAUUUUGCUGCUAUGUCUGGUUCAUGGGAGUGUGUUAAAAUAUGCAUUUCUGCUCUACAAGCUCGCAAGGAUCUUGACUGCGCAACGGAAGUUCAACGUAAAAAUUUCAUGGGUAAAGAUGCUCUUACCAUUUCCGUUGAGAAAAGUGAUUAUGAAUCAUUUAAUCUACUAAUAAGUGCAGGAGCAGAAACAGAUUAUCGGUGUGCGGAUGAUGUGCCUCCUCUGGUGGCUGCUUUGAGUCAAGAUAACGUGAAGUUAACCGCUAACGUCCUGGAUGCACUCGACAUAAAUUUUCUUCGUUUACGCCGGGAUCGCUAUUGGAUUUUAGCAUUGCAUACUGAUCUCUCAAUAUCUUUAGCUUAUUUCAAGCUCCUAAAGGCUCAUGCUGUCCCAUACAUGCUAAGUGAAUUUGAGGAAAUUUGUGCCAUUGUUCUUGAAAAAGAACCAUCAAUAAUAGGGAUUGAAGAAUUUUUGAUUUACUUGGGGUCAGAUGCCGUGGAACGUUGGUCUAUUCAUCAAGAAGAAGUAUCUCUUUGUUUAAUGCGUAUUUCAUCCUACUUUUUAAGAAAAGUCGUUCCAUUUAGUCAGAACUUCAGUUGUAUUCAUCGCUUGCAAAAGUUAGGAUUAUACACGCCCCCGUCAUCUGCUAGAACUUGGUUGCAAGUUCUGUCUCAAUGGGGAUUCCCAAGGAUUUGUAUUGAACAACCGGAAGUCCAAAAACAAUUGAUUUGGAAUUUAGCAGAUAUCGAUAGGAGUCCAAAAAAUACAGUUCCGGACAGGUGUUUGCUGCCGCUUGUACUAUAUUUCGCUGUCUUAGCAUUACGUUUCCCAUAUACAGAUUGGAUCGAUUGUUGGCGUGAAGUUUGUUCUAAGGCGAACUUUAAUGAGCAUGAAUAUAACCUAGGAACACUUCUGGAAUUACACAGUGUAAGGCAGUCAAAAUCUGUCUUCGAUUUCUUCUGGCAUAAUAUAUUCACUUUUGCUAUUUCACGUGCUGUGUUGUGUACUAAUUUAAAACUUUUUCCCUUAAAUGAUACUCAGUGGUCCAUGGACAAGUUUUUAAGUCAUGCUUAUCGUGAAUGCCAAUUAUUACAACCACUUCCUCCAGGGAAUCAUGAGAAAUUAAUUUAUCUCCUUUCUUACUUUCCAGCAUCUAACAAUAUUCCUGGACAUGAAAUUUUUAUGUCUAUUGUGUAUCAGCAUUUCUUACCAUUGAUAUCUGAUGAUGAUAUUGAAUGUAGUAGUAGUAGUUGCUCAAACGUUAAUCCCAAUGUAUUGAUGACUGCUACAGUUCAUGUGCUUCAUCAAUAUUGUUUAUUAAAUCUAAUUGUAAACUUUUCAGCUAAAUUAGGUCUGAAAUUCCUAAGCAAUAUUCAAGACUGGCCACGUUCAAUAUCAACUGACUACAAAAUCAAGUUGUUCAAUAUAUUAAUUGCAUGCUAUGUUGAGUCUAGUCGACAUACCAAAGUACCUAGAAACAUAUCCCAGAUUCUACCAUUGAGACAAAUGAGUUGUGAUCAUUCUAGUUAUUUGAAUAAUUUAGUGAAUGACUGGCUGAGUAAAUGGUUGUCUGAGCCAAAACGUCUCUCAUUAUGGUCUAAGGUUACUAUACGCACAUGUCUCAGACGUUCCACGCAACAUCGUUCUUUCCCUAAACAACCUGUAAAUGAACUUAUUAGGCGUUUACCGCUGGCCCCGAUGCUCCAGGAGUACCUUAUAGAUAAUGAAUAUCUAAAGUAA
Molecule: messenger RNA, 1749 nt
Organism: Schistosoma curassoni
Lineage: Eukaryota; Metazoa; Platyhelminthes; Trematoda; Strigeidida; Schistosomatidae
Source: the annotation of a GenBank genome assembly